This is a messenger RNA of Ostreococcus tauri, 780 nucleotides long. RefSeq names its product Biotin/lipoate A/B protein ligase. Gene Ontology annotation, cellular component: mitochondrion. Bases 1 to 780 code for a protein of 259 amino acids. The record is from RefSeq and is a predicted model, not a curated record. NCBI's taxonomy places the organism in Eukaryota, Viridiplantae, Chlorophyta, Mamiellophyceae, Mamiellales, Bathycoccaceae. The transcript has a single exon. Gene Ontology annotation, biological process: protein modification process.
AUGUCGCGACGAAUCCUCCACGUCGUCCGCGCGCGCGGCGCGAGCGUCGCCCGCGCGCUGCGUCUGGAGGAGGGGUUAUUCCGACACGUCGAUCUCGCUCGAUCGGAGUGGUUGACGCUCGUCGACGGCGUCGAUCGAGAGACGGUGGUGCUCGGGACGUCGAGCGAUGUCCAACGCUUGGUGGAUGAAAACGAACGAACGCGGCGUCGAUGCGGACUCGUGCGACGGUUCUCGGGCGGUGGGACGGUGCUGUGCGAUGCGAACACGCUGCUGAUUGGAAUGGUGAUGCGUAACGGUGGGAGCUUGGUGCUGGGAGGUGAUGAGACGACGCGGGCGUAUCCGAGAGACGUGAUGCGGGCGACGGGCGACGCGGUGUACGGCGAGGUGUUCGAUCGGUGCGGAACGUUCGCGACGCGGGAGAACGAUUACGUGUUCGGGGAGGCGAAGUUCGGGGGGAACGCGCAGGCGAUGACGCGCGGGCGGUUUUUGCAUCACACGUCGUUUCUGUACGACUACGACGCGCGCGCGAUGGCGUCGGUUUUGAAGACGCCGGAACGCGCGCCCGAGUACAGGCGCGGUCGCUCGCACGGGGAGUUCGUGACGCGAUUGCGAGAACGAGGGUACGGUAGGGAUGAGGUGUUCGCGCGCGUGCGGUGGGCGAUGGAGCGAUUGGGGUACGAGCUCGUGGACGUCGAUUUAGAGGACGCCGAGCGCGUGGUGGAGGACGCCGUGCGACGCGAGGGUAAAAAACGAUGGGACACCGUCAAGGUUUUGGGAUGA